This is a messenger RNA of Tribolium madens (black flour beetle), 507 nucleotides long. RefSeq lists its product as uncharacterized. The transcript has 3 exons. The coding region runs from base 51 to 431 and encodes 126 amino acids. The record is from RefSeq and is a predicted model, not a curated record. NCBI's taxonomy places the organism in Eukaryota, Metazoa, Arthropoda, Insecta, Coleoptera, Tenebrionidae.
UCCCAGCGUAUAUUUUAAAACGUCAAAUUCUGCUGUAUUUAACUAAACAAAUGUUGAAAAUGUUACCUGAACAGGAGAAUUUCGUUUAUCAACAUUUUGUUGAGUUAGUGAGGGACCACAAUUUAGUAGAUCUAAUGAAGAGUCUCUCCACAAAAUAUCCACAAGUCAACAAUAUAAUGGUCAAUAUUAACACUGAUGAUGAUUAUCGACAUAACAACAGAAUAAUUUUAUUCAGUUUGUUAAAGUCGGAAUCUGAGACAAUUUUUUACGACUUUAUUGAAUCUCUUAAACAAUAUGAACAUUCAGAUUUGGCAAACAAAAGUGGUAUCAAGGAGACAGUACAUGACGGAUCAGAUCAAAAAUCAGUAGCUACGAUUAUUGUGAAUCUUCUUAUGGUAUUGUUUAUGAAAAUUUUUCCACCAAUGUUCUAAUUUUUUUUAAUUGGUGUCUUUUAAUUUCUAACAUGGGUUGGGGUAACAAAUUUUUUUCAUGUCAAUUUAAGUUGAG